Messenger RNA from Diaporthe citri, 2289 nucleotides. RefSeq lists its product as uncharacterized. The record is from RefSeq and is a predicted model, not a curated record. The transcript has 2 exons. NCBI's taxonomy places the organism in Eukaryota, Fungi, Ascomycota, Sordariomycetes, Diaporthales, Diaporthaceae. The coding region runs from base 1 to 2289 and encodes 762 amino acids.
AUGGGCAUCUUCAGCGCCUUCCUCCCAGCGUACUCCUCUAGACGUGGGCAAUUUCAACACACCCCGCUGUCCGGGACCGGAGAACCACGCACCAGAAUCAUCGAGGUCUUGCCUGCGAAGACAGAGUCCGCACCUAUCAAGACCAGGCUGAGAGAAGCUCCUGUGGACAACCCCCCGCAGCCAUAUGAUGCAGUAUCAUAUAGGUGGGAUGAUCAGAAGCCAAAGCGAACGAUUCAGUGCAAUGCCAAGCUCCUGGAAGUGACAGCGAAUGCCGAGGGAGCCAUUCGAGGACUACGCGACCGAUCUGGAAGUAUAUAUCUUUGGAUCGAUGCUAUUUGCAUUAUGCAAGAACAGUCUGGCGCCGCGUCCGACAAGAAGCGCCAGAUCGAAGAGGACAAGGAGCGCCAGAUCAAUUGUAUGGCCGAUAUCUACCGGAAUGCUGCAAGAGUUGUGGUCUGGCUACCCGACAUGCCCCUUGAAAAUAAUGUCUCAGUCCUAAGAAGCGCCUCUCAUUCUUACUGGAGCCGUGUCUGGACCUAUCAGGAGUUCACCUUGAAUCCGAGAUGUUUCAUCCACUUGGGAGACGGCAAACACGCCGGGAUUUCCAAGACGGACUUCAUCAAGCAUUUUCGGGACCCGGUCUACGGGGCAAGUAUUGCCCAAAACACCAUUCACCUUGCGCGAGCUACCACGUGGGGAAAUCCAAUAUCGUAUGAGUCCGAAAUUUUUGACUCGCUACCACACCUCAAUUGCACUGACGACCAUGAUCGCGUCUACGCCCUCAAGUCUGUCUACCCGGAGCUUCUUGGACAAGUGACCAUCGAUUAUAAACGCACUCUUGCAGAGACGUACACCGACGCAGCUGUGUGCAUCAUUGCCGCUACUGGGUCGUUAUCAAUUCUGUCUUUCGCCGGACAAAGUGAUGGGACGACAAAAAAUUGCCCCUCUUGGGUGCCCGACUUGACCAGAAAAAGAGCUGCGAUGACAGUCGGCGGACCUCAAAUGAGAUAUUUGUACCUCUCCGGCGCCUUGAAUUCGAGGCCUUUGUUGCAAUUAAACGAGCGGGGGAUAGCGCUACGCGCGACACCGCGAAUGAGCGCAGGCUUCAACACCACGAUCAAGCCGGCGCGCGAUGAAUGUUUGCUGAGGGUUAGAGCAGUAGUCUUGGACACAGUGCGCCAUGUGAGUGAAUUAUUUCAGGAGCAGGCCGCGGAACCGGAUUUCAAGACCAAACCUGUCGAGAGUGCGCAGAAUCGCAGCAUCCGAGACAGCUUCCUCGGGUUGUGCGUAGAGAAUUUUGGGAAUCUCGUUGUGAGAGAGCAGUUCCUGCGGCUUCUGAGCUUUUUUGUGAUCAGUCUGUCAUGCGAUCAGAUAUCGAUAACAGCCGAGCUAGACUCUGGAAUUCCAGAGGGGCAAAGUCCGGGUAAAGAUGAGGGCGUGGCUGCCGGAGGCGGAUUGCAGGCCUGGAUCGAUGCUUGUUGCUCUGAAGAAGAUCUCCCCCACAGUGAACACGAUAAAGCGUUAAUCCGCGCGAUGAAAGCCUGGGUUGAUGCUCGUGUUUCUGCGACUGGCGAAUCCGAAGCAUGGGAACGGACCUUGACCCUGGGACCUGAAAGAGGGGCAGAUCCGCUGGCAAGCGUUGUACAGACUUUUCGCAUGAUCACUGCUCAACAACGCCUCUUAAUGACUAAGGACCGGGUCAUGGGCAUCUGCCAAUAUGUCCAGCCUGAAGACCAGAUCGCGCUUGUCGAAGGCUGCGACAAGCCUUUUGUCUUGCGCAAGGUCACGAACAACCCCGAGGAUCCAGAGUAUCGGCUCGUUGGAGAGACCUUCUUGAAUGUGAGUAUUUCAAGCGGCAGUGAUGGCAGUGACGAUGCCUCCUUCGACGCGAACGACAGCAGCGACGAAGUUGGUGGAGAUGAGGACCAAGAUAUGGACGACGCCGGUGAUGAAGAAGAAACCGAUAUGCGAUCUCUUUCGGCGUCGCCUAGUCCUCUCUCGUGGAGUUCAUCACGGGUCUCGAUCCAGCUGCAGCGCGUCAAGUGUAACGUCUGCAACUUCUGGUUCGACGAUGCCGAAGAGCUGGAGACACACAAAGACACGUAUGGCGCUUCGUGCUGCGAGCACGGUGUGUGUUUUCCUCAGGACGACUUGUACGACCACGCGCGAGAAUACGUCCACAAACGAUGCUUCGUCCCAGGCUGCAAUUCGGCCUUUGCAAAGCAUGACCACUCGGACGAUGAGAAGGUCGAGGACCAUAUUUAUUACACACAUGCUAGGCGGCCGUAA